AUGAGUUUAUGGUCCUCAAGCUUUGAUUGCAUUGAAGAAAUCAACAACAUUGGCCGCUAUUUUGAAGGUCUCAAAUUUAUUGAGAUCAAGUCAAUGUCUUUUUAUUGGUCUUUUUAUAAAGUUGAUAAACAUCAUGAGCCAAAACCAAAAGUGGAGCUUCUCAAGGAAUUAUCAGAAAUUUCAAAUUAUUUUCAGCACAUUUUGGAUGAAUAUAAGGCUGUUCUCUCCAAUGACGGUUUGAAGGAAGAUUGUAGUGAGAUUUUUGAAUUAGGUGAACUGAAGGAUACCUGUGAAAAGCGAAUCUCACAGGUCAUUGGAUAUGUAUCCAAUUCCAAAAUCUAGGCCACAAAAUUAUUAUACU
This is a messenger RNA of Puccinia graminis f. sp. tritici CRL 75-36-700-3, 361 nucleotides long. RefSeq lists its product as uncharacterized. The record is from RefSeq and is a predicted model, not a curated record. The transcript has a single exon. The coding region runs from base 1 to 342 and encodes 113 amino acids. Lineage: Eukaryota; Fungi; Basidiomycota; Pucciniomycetes; Pucciniales; Pucciniaceae.